Molecule: messenger RNA, 2314 nt
Organism: Varanus komodoensis (Komodo dragon)
Lineage: Eukaryota; Metazoa; Chordata; Lepidosauria; Squamata; Varanidae
Gene: F2RL2
Product: coagulation factor II thrombin receptor like 2
Exons: 2
Coding region: 848-2005 (385 amino acids)
Biological process (GO): positive regulation of Rho protein signal transduction; phospholipase C-activating G protein-coupled receptor signaling pathway; thrombin-activated receptor signaling pathway
Cellular component (GO): membrane
Molecular function (GO): thrombin-activated receptor activity
Source: RefSeq, a predicted model, not a curated record
UCCCUAUUACACUCAGAAUGUUAAGAAUCCAUUGAAACAGUCUUACUUAGUAUUCUGUGCUUCAGGAAAGAAAGAGGCACAGGAAGCAAAGUUCACAAUCCUAUUGCCUAUUCCCAAUUAAGCAACAGGCAAUGUUUAUUUACACUAGUCCUGAGUCAGCUGUAGCAGACAUGCAACAAGUUGCUCCUGGACUGCCUAUACUUCACUUUGUCUGUUCUCAGGACCUGUAUAAAAAUGGUGAGAGCCCUACAUCAGGUAUGUCUGAGGAAAGAAAUUCUUUUUUGUAUGUAAAAACAUGCCUCUAUGUGCCAAUUAUGAAAAGGGGUUUCAGGACUGUUCAAAUUUUCUAUAACUAUGUAUGUCCUCCCUGCAAUGUUAUGACACUUUAAGGAAAUUAAUGUUUGUACCCUUACUCUUAGAAUUAUGUGAAUAUUUCUUUUUUAAAUAUAUCUGUGGAUUGCAGCUUUUUAUCCCUAUUAUUCACAUAGCAAUCCAUAAAUCAGAUUUGUGCAAUUUCAGCCAUAAUAUCUAAAUAAUAAUUCCUUAGGGAAUGAACCCAACAUUCUUUUUUCUGGUUAUGGUAGCGCAGGAGUUAAUUUAGUCUUGGAAAAAGGAAGUUACUCUCAGUGUUGGCUGGAGGCUUAAAGAGUCAUGCCUGCAUCUGUAUUUGUUCUGCUGAGCCACACCCCUUUCCACAGAAGAAUGAAAUAGUUGGUUUGCUUCCGACUAGCACACACUGGAUGAAGUCAGUAAGCAGACACGAAGCACCAAGCUCCUCUUCACUAAUAUGUGGAGUAACAACAUUCAACAAGCAAAAAUGCAUGUUUUUAAAAACUGAAGUUUGAUAAUGGUCACCAUGAAAACUCUGCUCUUACUGACAACUGGACUGUUCUUUCUGUCCUUCUGUUUGUGCCAAAAAGGCAACAAAUGUGACAACAGCAGCCUGGCCGGCCAACAUGAUGAACUGCACCCUAAGACAUACCGUGGUACUCCACAAGACACGUAUGAGGCAAUUCCUUUUUCUGCCAUAGAAGGGAGAAAAACCACCAGUAAUAGCAAAGAAAAUAAGUGCUCAUCUAAUGUCUCAGAACUGAAAGUGAGCAACUCUACAGUGAAGUACCUUACCAGUUCCCUGAGUGUGAAACUAAUUCCCGCUAUAUACAUAGCUGUUGUUUUAGCAGGAGUGCCAUCAAAUGCCAUCAUUCUGUGGAUGCUGUUUUUCAGAAUCAGAUCAGUCCGUACUGCCAUAUUUUACACCAACUUGGCUAUUUCAGAUUUUAUCUUCUGUCUUGUGCUGCCAUUUAAAAUUGUAUACCACCUGAAUGGCAACAACUGGAUAUUUGGAGAAACAAUGUGCCGAAUCACAACUGCCAUCUUCUAUGGCAACAUGUAUUGUUCUACACUACUACUCGCCUGCAUCAGCAUCAGCCGUUAUAUAGCUAUUGUUCAUCCAUUUACUUACAGGAAUCUACCUAAACGACCCUUAGCAACAUUAGCCUGUGGGAUUGUAUGGACCAUUGUUUUGUUGUAUAUGUUGCCUCUGGUCAUAAUGAAGCAAAGUUACCAUCUGAAGCAACUAGGUAUCUAUACCUGCCAUGAUGUUCAUAACAGCUGUGAAAAAAUGUCACCCUUCCAACACUAUUACUUCAUCUCACUGGCAGUAUUUGGAUUUGUGAUUCCUCUUUGUAUUGUUAUCUUUUGUUAUGUUUCAAUUAUUCGAACACUCAAGGCAUAUAAUGAAAAAUGGCUCUGGUACAUCAAAGUCAGUCUCCUAAUCCUUAGCAUUUUUGCAAUUUGUUAUACCCCUAGCAAUGUCAUAUUGAUUGCUCAUCAUGUAAAUUACUACUACUAUUCUAAAGACAGUCUGUAUUUUUUCUAUCUCAUUGCUUUAUGUCUAAGCAGUUUGAAUAGUUGCCUUGAUCCAUUUCUUUACUUCUUGAUGUCCAAAAUUAAGGAUAAUAAGAAUGUUUAUCUCACCCAGAUUAAAAUAGCCCAGGAAGAAUGAACAUGACACACUUCUCUUUUGUGAUACUUGACAAAGUUGUACAUCCUUAAUUUCUUUACAAGAUACACUAUUUAUGCUUUCUACUUUUAUAACAGCACAGCACAAAUAAUUUGUAGAUAUUUAUAUACUUUAAGGUUGCAAACUUUAAUUGAUUUCACUGAGGGAAAAUUGAUGGAGCCGAAAGCACAUUGCUUUAUCUUUCUCACACAUACACAUGUGCAGGUGGGGACCACAAGAGUUUGUUUUGGUUCUACUACAUCAAUGUAAUAUGGAAUGAAAAAGAAAUGAUUAAAUAUGGGUUUCAAGCAA